Molecule: messenger RNA, 1358 nt
Organism: Cladocopium goreaui
Lineage: Eukaryota; Dinophyceae; Suessiales; Symbiodiniaceae
Source: the annotation of a GenBank genome assembly
AAUCAUUCCAAGCCCUGAAGCUGGGAUGGUCAGCUGCACCGCGGGAGGACAAGGACUCCCUGUGGCGCGAAAACCGACAGCUUCGCUGGGAGGUGCAAUCCUGGCAGGAAGAAGCGGCAGCGCGGCAGCGUGAAAACACUGAACUGCGUUUGGAGGUGAAGGUGUCGUCGGAUUGGAUGGGAGCCGUGCAGCUCUCCAACACCCGGGCGACAAAGCAUGCUGCGGAAGUUGCGGCACUUCAGCUGCGGCACUGCACUGCUGCACAGGAGUUGCAGAGCAAAGCCGAUGAACUCCUGGGCCGGGCACGAUUGGCCGAGGACAAGUGUGCGACGCUUGAGUGUCACCAGGUCCAACUCACACGGGUGGCAGAGAGGUUCUUCAAGGUCCGGAAAGCUUCCGCGCCUUUUCUUUUGUGGAGGAAGGCUGCCUUCCUUAGUGCUAGCGCACGGCAAAGAUCUUCCGACGUGAAAAGUGCGACCCACACUGCACUGGAGGUUCAACACUUGCGGCAAGGCAACCAGGUGUUACACCUUGCCUUCAAUAUGUGGCUCGCAGCUUUGGAAGCGAUGAAGUCCACGCACUUCUUCGAGGCACAGAUGCGCGAAACUUCAGCCCAGCAAACUCGGGCAGAGUCUGCUUUGGUGCAGCUUACAUCAGACACUUCAAGGAGGAGGAUUUUGACUGCCUGCAUACGGGCAUGGGCAAGGUUGCUGCGUGAGCAACUUGUCGAGAAAGUUCUACACGCUGGCAACGCGCAAAUCCAUGCUUGGCGACGUGAGUUCUUGGAGGCCAUGUUUCUUCAGAAGGAGGAGGACCAUUGCGAGAUGCUGCUGGUCUUAUGCUGGCGGGCUUGGGGCGGGGCAUCUGAUUUGGAAGCCAGGCAACAAGAAGCAGAGAGACUGAAGCUGCGAUUGCGAUCCGUGGAAAGGCGGCUGCUGAAGUCCAGAGUCGUCUCGGUUGGCGCUACUGCACAGGUGCAGCUGAAAUUCCUUCUGCGGGUGUCCUUUGUGUCGUGGUGGCAACUUCGAUAUUUGGAGAACGCCGUCAGUACGAAGGAGGAGUCGCGGCAUCUCCACAUAUCGCUGGCACAGCUCUGCUAUAGCCGAGACUUCACGGUGGAAAGAAUAGCAAAACGAGCUAUGCACUCUGUGACAUCGUUUUGCUUGGCUCUAGCAUGGACUAUUUGGAGAAGAUGCUGCAUGGAGGCAGCCCUGAUCCAGGAUUGUGAUGCAGUCAAGGCUCUCCUGGCCAAGCUGCAGGGAGAAUGGGCUCGACAGCAUGAGUUGCAGCAGCAGGAGGACUUUGCAGACAUGGAAGCGCAAGGGCGGUUGAAACAAGCUCUAGCGUUUCAUGGAUGA